AUGCUGGGCAUCAUUCCAGAGUCCACCAAUAUCCCUUUCGACAUCAGAGAGGUCAUUGCCCGGAUCGUUGAUGGGUCGCGAUUCCAUGAGUUUAAGCCAAAGUUUGGGCCAACGAUCGUGUGUGGAUUUGCGCACAUCGAGGGGUACCCUGUGGGCCUCAUUGGAAACAAUGGCAUGCUCUUUAGCGAGUCGGCGAUAAAGGCAACUCACUUUGUCCAGAUCUGUGGAAAGCGUGGGACACCCUUGGUCUUCCUCCACAAUGUGACGGGGUUCAUUAUUGGCACUGCCUUCGAGCAGGGAGGAAUCACCAAGGACGGUGCUAAGAUGGUGAAUGCUGUGAGUAAUGUGCCUGUGCCCAAAUUCUCGGUUGUGUGUGGUGGUAGCUUCGGAGCGGGGAACUAUGCAAUGGCUGGGCCGGCCUUCGGGACACGCUUCACCUUCCUUUGGCCGAAUGCGAAGAUUUCAGUCAUGGGUGGAGAACAAGCCGCUGAGGUCAUUGCAAUUCUGAAGCAAAAGACCUUAAAGCGAGAUGGGCAACAGGAGAUGCCUGACGAGAUGGUUAAAAUGCUGAAGAAGCCCAUCAUCGACGGCAUCGAGAGCAGCAAUUCUGCCUAUCAUUCCUCAGCAGGUGCUUUUGAUGAUGGAGUCAUUGACCCGCGAGAUACCCGAAAGGUGCUGGCGCAGGUGAUUUCCAUCUCUUUAAAUGCCCCGUUGCCGCGAAACGAGUAUGGCGUGUUGAUCGACCUGCUGGUGGGUGAUCCUGAGUCCAAUAAGAAGGCUGUGUCCCAGGAAUGCUUGAAGGCCCAGGGCCUGCUGUACACCAUGCUGUCCAUCGGUCAGAAGGCCGAAGGCUGCAUCGAUACUUGCGCCGUGCAGUCUGACGACCCUGACGGCAUUUGCGACACGAGUGGCUGCCACGGCAAGCUUAGGACCAAGAAGGAUUUGGAGGAUGUCAGAGGAGGGCCUGAGUGGAGGAGACGCCAUGAGGAAAUGCUGGAGGCAUGUGGCAAGUGGCCUUACGAGUUCAAAAUUCUUCCACCCGUAGGCGUAGAGCCGGAAGAGGUGGCUCCAGAUGUUCACGAGGCAAGCAUGGCUAUCCUGCAGCUGCCCCUGCCGUUUGCAGCGCCGUCCUUUCAGGAGGAUGCAAAGAAUGCGCAAGUUCGUGUCCCAAGAAGCCGCGUGUGGCAAACAGCCAUAAGCUUCUUGUGA
This is a messenger RNA of Durusdinium trenchii, 1209 nucleotides long. The record is from the annotation of a GenBank genome assembly. Lineage: Eukaryota; Dinophyceae; Suessiales; Symbiodiniaceae.